AUGCGGCGCAUUUCCAUCGAUACCUCAAAGGUCAUGCCAUCUCAGAAGAGUAGGCCCUUUGAUACGGCAAAAACGAGGCGAUCCUGGUGCAGCUCACGACCAAGGCUGCUAACGACAUGUUUGUUCUUUGGAGCUCUCUGGCUAUGGUUCAAGCUCCCUCAUCAGGACAAUCUCAUACCAGAAGACUCCUUUGAGUAUCUGGAAGACGAAAGUCUGCAGGACAUUAGAAACGAGACUCUGGGAUUCGAGAAAAUAUUGGUCCUCAACCUCCCCUUCCGCACUGACCGCCGCGAUGCCAUAUCGCUGUCAGCAGCACUCUCCAACAUUAAACUCGAGUUUGUAAAUGGCGUGACAGGUGACAGUAUCCAUGAAAAGGCAUAUCCUCCACCAGACGAGAACAUCAAGCUUCUACCCGGUAUCCGUGGGAGUUGGAGAACGCAUAUGAACGCUCUGCAGAGAGUCGUCGAGCAGAACCUCACCACCGCCCUCAUCCUAGAAGACGACGUAGACUGGGACAUACGCAUCCGACAAUCCCUCCAACGCUUCGCCCUAGCCUCCCGCUUCCUCUCAGACCAACACACACACCUCACCCCACACUUUGCACAGCAAAUCCAACACACUGCCAACACCGAAACCAAAGAAACAGCGUACAGAAUUCUCGACACCUCCAAUCUCGCCAAAACACUUUCCUUCCUCCCCUUAUCCUCUACACACACCCACUCCUCCCCCUACACCUCCCACCCCUACGCCAACCCCUUAACCUUCGACAUCCUCUGGCUCGGCCACUGCGGCGCCGGCAUGCCUCGCCCACCCCUCACCUCCAACCCCAACAACAGCUACCCCAAUCCCCUCCUCCUAACCCACCACCCCGACCCCACCGUCCCGGCCCCCCAACACCUCAAAGCCCACCCCUUCCAAGACACCCCCGACCCCCUCGCCACCCUCUUCGCACCUCACACCCGCGUCUACCACCCCAGCACCGGCGGCAGCCUCUGCACAGUCGCCUACGCCGUCUCCCAGCGCGGCGCACGUCGCCUACUACACCAAUUCGGCGUCAAGGCCUGGAACGGGAUCUUCGAUGCCGAACUCGGGCGCUGGUGUGCGGGCUUGGAUCCGCAGUUUGGACGCCCCAGGACCAGCAGGGUGGGCGAGGGUGCAAAGGAGAGACUUUGUAUUACAACCCAACCACCGCUUUUUGCACAUCAUCAUCCGCGAAAAGGGGAAAGCGAUAUCGGGGGUCUUGGGGGUGGGUAUGCGCGCGCGUAUGAGACCAAGUAUCUGAGGUAUAGUGUUAGGAUAAAUAUGGAGGGGUUGGUGGAGGGUGUCGGUGAGAAGGGGAUGGUGGAUCAGUGGGUUGAUGGGGAAGGGAGGGAGGGAUGA
This is a messenger RNA of Plenodomus lingam JN3, 1380 nucleotides long. RefSeq lists its product as uncharacterized. NCBI's taxonomy places the organism in Eukaryota, Fungi, Ascomycota, Dothideomycetes, Pleosporales, Leptosphaeriaceae. The record is from RefSeq and is a predicted model, not a curated record.